AUGAGGCAAUCAAGGCAGAUACGAGUCCCUGAAAAAACCCCGCUAGAAAAUGUCCUAGAAGAGUUUGAACCACAUCAGAUAUACAACGUCGACGAAACUGCGAUAUUUUAUCGCAUCAUGCCAGAACGCACACUGGAGUUCAAAGGUGUGAAUUGUCUUGGUGCCAAAAAGAGCAAGGAACAAUUAACAGCCCUCUUUUGCAGUAACCAGAACAGAACCGAUAAGUUGCCGCUACUGAUAAUUGGGAAGUCAAGAUAUAUUCUUCCGCUUGAAGAAUUUACAGUAAUUGCCAAGAUAGACAGUGGAACCAACGCUUUGUUUGUCUUAGAUUUUGAAAAUAUCCGCGAACUGGUAGUAGUGUGUAAUGGAGACCGUUUUGUAGCCAACACCAGUUACUUCUAUAAUGAAACAGGUAUUCACCAACUGAAUGUACUGGUUUCAAACUACAUUGGCCAAAUCAGCGACACCAUGGAUGUCUUUGUGAUGUACAAGCCAAACGGCUUCACAAUUACGCAGUCAGCUCCAUCGCUAUUGCAAAGCACAGAAAACGCCGUCUUUACCAUUGCUCUGGACAACACUGCACAGAUCUCGAUGAACAACCUGACAGUCUCUUUCCAGCAGAGUAAUUUAUGUGAUUUCAUUGUGGCCGAGUCAUUGAUUAUCUCCCCUGGUAACUCUAAAAAUUUUGAGUAUUCUUUUCUAGCACAAGGAAACUAUACAAUUAAAGUGAAAAUUACAAAUGCUGUAGGAAGCAUCUCGAAUUCAUUUGAUGUUUAUGUGUGGGAUAAAUUGAACGUCAGUCUCCAUUUCCCCAUCUAUGUAGUCGUGAACGAAGAAGUUAAUUUCUCUUUGGAUGGACAUCCACCAUUUGGAUUCCAGUACAAAAUUGAUUUUGGUAAUGGUAUUGUUAGGGCAAAUAACAGUGAAGACAUUUUCUAUAGCACAUACUCUCCAAUAGACCUCACUGGUAUUAUAUACACUGAUCCUGGAAAUUAUACUAUUCAUCUUGAAGCAACAAAUUCGAUGUACUCGGUAGUGCAAUGCAUUGAAACCACAGCAGUCAUUCCUAUCGAUGGACUGUUGAUCGACUGGGGAAAUGCGGUUAAUCUUAUAAGAAAGCCCUACGAGGUUCAGGUGAACGUAAGUAAAGGGACCAACGUCACUGUCAUGGUCAAGUUUAAUGAAGACGUUUACGUAUACAAUGAAUGUCAGUACAUGCAAGCCGAAUAUAUAUACGCUGCUGUAGGGAAGUACACAGUUAACGUGGUGGCAUUCAAUCCUGUUAGUAAUACAUCUAACAUGUUUGAUCUUGAGGUAGUAUAUGACUUAAAUGGAUUCACUAUUAGCCAAGAAAAAAACAUUCUGCCGACAACUGAAAACGCCAGUUUCGGUAUCCACUUGAAUGAAACAGCUGCAGUUCCAAUGGGCAAUAUGUCAGUCAUCAUCACGUAUAAUGAUACAUUUUAUUUCAUGUGCCCAUUGAUUAUUUCGCCUAGAGGCACCCAAGAGUUUCCGUUUCAUUUUGUAUCACAGGGAAAUCACUCGGUCACAGUAACAGUAGUGUCCACAUUUGGAACGCAGGUAUCAAAGGAACUGGAUGUCUAUGUCUGGGAUUUUCAAAACAGCUUCACAAUCACGCAGUCAACUCCAUCGCUAUUGCAAAGCACAGAAAACGCCGUCUUCACCAUUGCUCUUGACAGUAUUGCACAGGUCUCGACGAGCAACUUGACAGUCACUUUCCAGCACAGUAAUUUACCUGAUGUCAUGGUGGCCGAGGCAUUGAUUAUCAACCCUGGUAACUCUAAAAACUUUGAGUAUUCUUUUGCAUCACAAGGAAACUAUACAAUUGAAGUGAACAUUACAAAUGUUUUAGGAAGCAUCUCGAAUUCAUUUGAUGUGUAUGUGUGGGAUAAAUUGAACGUCAGUCUCCAUUUCCCCAUCUAUGUAGUCGUGAACGAAGAAGUUAAUUUCUCUUUGGAUGGACAUCCACCAUUUGGAUUCCAGUACAAAAUUGAUUUUGGUAAUGGUAUUGUUAGGGCAAACAAUAGUGAAGACAUUUUCUAUAGCACAUACUCUCCAAUAGACCUCACUGGUAUCAUCUACACUGAUCCUGGAAAUUAUACUAUUCAUCUUGAAGCAACAAAUCCGAUGUACGCAGUAGUGCAAGACUUUGAAAUCACAGCAGUCAUUCCUAUCGAUGGACUGCUGGUCGACUGGGGAAAUGCAGUUAAUCUUGUAAGAAAGCCCUACGAGGUUCAGGUGAACGUAAGUAAAGGGACCAACGUCACUGUCAUGGUCAAGUUUAAUGAAGACGUUUACUUAUAUAAUGAAUGUCAGUACAUGCAAGCCGAAUAUAUCUACACUGCUGUUGGGAAGUACACAGUUGGCGUGCUUGCAGUCAAUCCUGUUAGUAAUGAAUCUACCACAUUUGAACUUGAGGUAGUAUAUGACUUGAAUGGAUUGACUAUUAGCCUAGAACAAAACCUUCUGCAGACAACUGAAAACGCCAGUUUCGGUAUCCACUUGAAUGAAACAGCUGCAGUUCCAAUGGGCAAUAUGUCAGUCAUCAUCACGUAUAAUGAUACAUUUUAUUUCAUGUGCCCAUUGAUUAUUUCGUCUAGAGGCACCCAAGAGUUUCCGUUUCAUUUUGUAUUACAGGGAAAUCACUCUGUCACAGUAACAGUAGUUUCCAUAUUUGGAACACAGGUAUCAAAGGAACUGGAUGUCUACGUCUGGGAUGUUCUAAAUGUAAGUCUAUCAGUCGAUCACAACAGUUUUGAAGUUGGUGCUCAUCCUACAUUUCAGAUACUUCAUCCGCCACCUUCUGGCUUCUUAUACACUAUUAACUUUGGCGAGUCUACAGUACUAAAUCAAAGAGACCAUUCUAUCUUAUCUGAUCUCUAUAAUCCCAUUAUCUUCCCAUUGUCGUUUAAGUAUGAUGUACCAGGACAAUAUUUCAUAACUUUUACUGCAUACAAUGAUAUUUAUAUGACGGUCCAAAACCAGUUGUUGAACAUACAGUACAGAUUACCAGACAGUUACCUCCAGAUUAAUCCAAAACGAACAUAUGUUAUUCCUGAUGAUAUUGCUACAUUUAAAAUAUUUUCAAAAUCCAACAGCACUGCUGCCAAACCCACUAAUGUCUUCUGUAAUAUUGAUUAUGGUGAUGGGACCGUCUUACCAGAUACCUCCACUGAGUUUGAUUACGACGACACUGGCUUUGGACUUCUACUAGAACACAGUUACGCAACAGCUGGAACACACGAAUUCAUUCUGAACUGCAGCAACCUAAUAAGCAAGCUUGUCCUCUCGUCCACGAUCCUUGUGAAAGAGGUUACUGCUGAUUCCUUCAGCAUUUCUUACAGUAGCGACAGUCUGCUGUUCUCGUUGAUGGUUGAUCUCCACCUGUAUGACUUGACAACUCCUCCCAACAAUGUCAGGCUUGAGUGGGAUUUUGGUGAUGGCUCUAGUCCUGAAAUAGAUGAUCCCAUGAUUAGCUUUGCUAAGCAGCACACCUACACAAAGAGAGGGACUUAUUCAGGUUUUGUCAACAUAACAUAUGCCAGUGACACAGUCAGCAAACCAUUUGAUGUCAGAAUUGGGACUUUUGAAAUAAAAUUAAUGACAGCUGAAACUAUUGGGUUGGUGUCUAACAAGCAGUUUGAUUUUAAGCUAACUAACUAUUUACCUGGAACAGCUGCUACUGUUGAUGUUAUAUGGGGUGAUGAAACCACGGACACAUACACAUUUGAUCAAGGUCAAUCACAGAAGCCGUUUAAUCACAUAUUUGUAUUAGGUGGAGUGUUUACACCACAAAUUCAGGCAACUACGAAUAAGGGUAUUGAAAAUUCAUCUCUUGAAAAUUCAAUCAUCAUACAGAAUGCUGUCCAAAACCUAACAUGGACUAUAUCAUCAAAUGUCAUACUUCUGAGUCCAUUUGCACCGAAACUUAUAUACACUGGCAACCAGUUCCUAAUAAAUAUAACAUGCGUCUUCAAUUUCGAAGAUGCCAGUUUGACCAUGGAAAACAUUAACCUGACCACUGAGUCACCAGAGGUAUUCUCUCCAGAAUUUACAUACCUCACAGAAAAGGAGAGGUCCAUUUCUGUAACCUGUUCAAACCUCUUCACCAGUCAGACUCUGACAGCUACGAUUCUAGUUUUGAGCGAUUGUUUUAAUUCCGGCAACAUGUUUGAAACAACUUACCGAUCUGUUAGCACACCACUGAAAGCAUUAAUGUCAUCUAUUCCUGUCAUCUCAGGGCGCGUGGAACUCACAUCAAAGUGUCAUAACAGCACUGAUUUGACCUACACAUGGACAGUUGAAGAGCAAUACACUUCUGAAUCUACUGGAUGGAAAAAAUUGAAUGUCCAUACCCCAAACGCGAAGUUGUAUAAUCUUGCAACUUCUGGUAUUGGACCUGGUACUUUUCGACUGACCUGCAACCUGACUAUUGUUUCAAGCAAGAAGAAAUCCAUAGAAGACUAUAUGUAUGUUGAAUUAAUAAACCCCCCAUUGGUGGCCGAACUAACAGGUGGAACACGUCGAGUUUGGGGGAAAAAUUCAGUCAUAUCUUUGAAUGCUGUGUCCAACUCCUAUGACCCAGUCAUUGGUUAUGGAAAGCAAAACCACCUUUCAUUUUCCUGGAGUUGCUAUCAAGUAAAUGAAUACGACUUGGAUAGCUAUUUUGCACCACAUAGUACAGAUACUACCUACAGGGCAAAACCUUCCUGUAAUAUUGCAUUGUCGUCAGAUGGUACCAUUACAGUUCCUGCAGGAUUCUUACCAUUAAAUGUGUGGUCUCUUUUUGAAGCAAAUAUUACCAAGGAUACUCGGGCAGCUGUCGCGAUUCAAGUUAUAAAGAUUGUUGAAGUAUCUCCGCCUCAAGUAGCUCUCGUCUGUAAGUGGAACUGUGAACUGAAGAAAGCUAGUGGGGCUCGCAUGCUUUAUGAGACAAAUGUAAUCUGCCCUGAUUGUUCCUCUGCCGAACUAGCAUCAGGUGUCUAUGAAUGGACCUUCUACAAGUACAGCGGGAAUGGGUAUGAUGUAGUGAAUAAUACAGAUUCGCACUUCCAUUCAGCAUCAUCAGCGAAGAUAUUUGAUCUGGAUGGUGACUUCAUGGAACCAGGACGCAGUUACAAGCUAAAGCUGAAAUUUACUGUGACAAAUAUAGCCCCUGGCGAGUCUGAGGUCAUAUUCUCUGUCAACGAAGACCCAUAUGGCGGAUUCUGCAGCGUGUCUCCUACGGAAGGAACGGCCACAACUGAUGACUUCACAUUCACAUGUAGUGGAUGGAAAGAUGAAGGUGCUCGCAAUACACGUGACCCGUCACAAGAUGGAAGCGAGCCUCUUACCUACGCCAUUUCACAGAUGAGAGGAAACGAAACGACUCUCAUGUACAGUGGAACCGAAUCUUCUGCAAUUCAGACUCUCGCACUCUGUCCAAAAGAAGAUGGUUAUAGAUGCUUGAUUGAAUUCAGAAUAGUGGAUAUCUUUAAAAGUGAAGCAGUCAUGGUAGUGAACAUCACGGUUACAAAUCCGAUGCCUGCUGUUCAGUUCAACACAUUUGGGAGUUCAAAAACAAGAGAUCAAAACAAGACAUCGGAAGCCGAGGCUGUCUUCACUGCGUUCCUAGACAACACUGUGUCCAAAAUGACCUCAGUGACGAACAGUAAAGACCCCGAAAAAGCUUUCAAAGUGGCAGCUACGCUCAUGUCCGCAAUUAACACCAUGGAAAUUGAACCUGUUACUGCAGAGGACAUUUUCGACGCUUCUUCUGGCGACGGAAGCGUUGGUAAUAUUGUUGCGGAUGCUCUGGAACAGUUCACCAAAGAAGACCCACAGAUAGCUAAACUUCUAGAGAUGACGGAAAUGAUUGCCAACACGAUGCUGGAUUCCAUUAACACACUCUUGGUACAGCCUUCCCAAGCUGACAGCUCGGACAACAGUAGCGGUGAAGUGGUGUCCGCCAAGCCCCCAAAGCCCGAUGUGUUGAUCAUGUUAUCGACCUCUUUGGCGUUGGUCCUAAAGAAGCCAAUUGUAGUGAAACCUAAUGUGGUGACGUUUGACGCUUUUUCAUCAUGUUACCGUCCUAAAGCCCACAGCUAA
This is a messenger RNA of Gigantopelta aegis, 6108 nucleotides long. RefSeq names its product polycystin-1-like. The record is from RefSeq and is a predicted model, not a curated record. The coding region runs from base 1 to 6108 and encodes 2035 amino acids. NCBI's taxonomy places the organism in Eukaryota, Metazoa, Mollusca, Gastropoda, Neomphalida, Peltospiridae. The transcript has 10 exons.